CGCAAGUACGAACUCCAGCUAUGAGUGGCGAAAACUAUCGUAGUGCAACAAAAUCGCACGAACCAGGCUGGAACGAUCCGCCUCCAAAACUGGUCAGCAAAAAACCGGCCACUGCAUCCGAGGAGACUGAUAACACGCCGGGCCGGGAAGAAAUGUUCCACCAGACGAAGUCCAUUUUCGAUGCGUACGUACAGACGGUCGAGGAGGUAAGGCGGGCGAACGUGCAAAAGCGUUUCAAUCUCAUGUACCAGCAGUGGGCGGAUAAAAAGCUUCCGGAAGGGCUGGAGAAGCUAAUCUACAAAUUAGCAAUCGCGCUUUCGAACCAGGAUGUGAAGCGAGCAAAUGCGGUACAUCGUACCAUUGUCUGUGAUUAUGGAAGUGUGUGCGUUAUGUGGGCACCGGUAUUGCGACAUCCGAUCGUGGAGCUACAGCAGCGGUGCGAUGACACGGCAAGCGAGGAAAAUUCUAUCCUGCAACCAAUAUAA
This is a messenger RNA of Anopheles maculipalpis, 485 nucleotides long. RefSeq lists its product as uncharacterized. Gene Ontology annotation, biological process: regulation of transcription by RNA polymerase II. NCBI's taxonomy places the organism in Eukaryota, Metazoa, Arthropoda, Insecta, Diptera, Culicidae. The record is from RefSeq and is a predicted model, not a curated record. Gene Ontology annotation, cellular component: nucleus. The coding region runs from base 21 to 485 and encodes 154 amino acids. The transcript has 4 exons.